This is a messenger RNA of Pseudogymnoascus destructans, 499 nucleotides long. RefSeq lists its product as uncharacterized. The transcript has 3 exons. The coding region runs from base 74 to 436 and encodes 120 amino acids. NCBI's taxonomy places the organism in Eukaryota, Fungi, Ascomycota, Leotiomycetes, Thelebolales, Thelebolaceae. The record is from RefSeq and is a predicted model, not a curated record.
UAUGACUUGGGAAUAUCCUUGGAUGCACUCUAAAUUAAAGUCGACACCGAUGUGAGGCUCGUAUAGUCUAAUAAUGAAGACUCACGGCACUUUGCGAGAUGAUGAGGCCACUGGCGCCGCUUGGGAAGCUGCGCGGGGAGCUGUUGUCGGUUCGAGCAAGUGGGGAGUUGGGGCAGCCAUACUAGCUGCUACAGGAUAUAAAAUAUCACCGAUAUAUCGCGGCCUCACUUUUCAGUUUAAGGUGUUUAUACAGAUGUCCGCGAUGAUAAUGGGAGGCAUGCUGGAGGCGGAUCGAAGGCUCCGGGAACACGAGGCAAGGAUUCGGGUUCAGAAGAAGUUGGGAAUCGGACUCGACAAAGCCUCCUGGGAGAAAUACGAGCAGGACGUUAGGGCUGAGAAGGCCCGCAUAAUAGCACGACAGAACGAGGAAAAGUGACAUGUAUAACAUAAAGAGCACGAAGCUCUCAAAAGUUUAAUUUAUAUCAAAUACCCUACUCCA